AUGUAUGGGGUUGGUUCGCAUGAUGGAGACACCGACGAGGAAACCGGAGAGGAAAUCGAUGGGGACACCGAUGCAGAAGAGGAGAGUGACACCGGUGUGGAAGACGACGUUAGAGUUGGAGUUGUUGUGUGUGAGUCUGUGACGAUGUUGCUUGGAGGAGGACUAGAGGUUUCCGAGGAUGAGGAUGGCGGAGGUGGUGGGGGAGGUGGUGAAAAUACAGGGACUGAUGAUGUCGAAUUUGUGUAUUUCUGCAGAGUGAAAUGA
Molecule: messenger RNA, 264 nt
Organism: Ogataea philodendri
Lineage: Eukaryota; Fungi; Ascomycota; Pichiomycetes; Pichiales; Pichiaceae
Exons: 1
Coding region: 1-264 (87 amino acids)
Source: RefSeq, a predicted model, not a curated record